CCAGUGUCUGCCUUUGCUGUACAUUCCAUUGCGUUCAGAGUGCACUACACACUUAUUUCCUGGACAUGUAUUCCUGCUGACGGACAUCAGAGGGACUCUGUGAGAGAUGAGCAGGACACCUGGAGACAUUCUCUGUCGGGCUCUGGAAGAUCUGGAGCAAUAUGACUUCAGGCGGUUUAAGUCCAAGUUGUCUGAUUUCUCCUGUGGAGGUCGAGACCCCAUCCCACGUGGGUGUCUGGAAAAGGCAGAUUGCAUUGAUACAAAAGACCAUCUCGUAAAAGUAUAUGGAGAGGAAACAGCUCUGGAAGUGACCGUAGAGGUCUUACAACUGAUCAAUCUUAUGGGACCUGCUGAGGAUCUCCAACAGAAACUUACACAAACUGUGACAUUACAGAAGACGUCUUCAGAUGCAGCACUUGAAGACUGCAGACUCCAGUAUAUGAAUGACAUGAAAGAGAGAUACUGUCGUAUAGAAGAUGGAAAUGCAAGGUUAGGAGAAACUGUCAGUCUGGAGAAAAGAUUCAUCAGUCUGUUAUUGAUAAAUAAGUAUCGGGAUGAAGAUCAGAGACUGCAUGAAAUAAUAGCUUCAGGCCGGAGACAUCUACAGAUUAUGGCAAACAGAUCAUCAGAUGAGUAUUCCCCAACGACUAUACAGGCUCUGUUUGAUCCUCAUAAAGAUGGAACUAUUCCCAAGACUCUGGUGUUACAGGGACCUGCUGGGAUAGGAAAGACUAUGACAUCUCAGAAGAUCAUGCUGGACUGGGCCUCUGGGAAUCUGUAUCAGGACAAGUUUCAGUUUGUGUUUUACAUAAGUUGUAGAGAAGUCAACACCAUCAAUUCCGAUAUAAGCCUGGCUAGGUAUUUAUCCAUCUUUUGUGGACUGAGGUGUCCAACUUAUUUGCUGCCAUCAAUCUUCCGUCACCCUGAAGGAAUACUUUUCAUUUUUGAUGGUUUUGAUGAAUUAAAAUGGUCAUCAGUAAAUGAUACAGAGGUUUGUGAUGAUCCAUUUAAGGAGGUCUCCAAAGAAAUCCUUCUGUACAGUUUGCUUAGGAAAACACUGCUCAGUGGAAGCUCACUAAUCAUCACCACAAGGCCGCUGUCAUUGAUGAAGCUGAAGCGCCUUGUUAUAGAUCCCCGAUGUGUGGAGAUUCUGGGGUUUACAGGGGAUCAGCGUGAGGAAUAUUUCUAUCAUUUCUUUGAAUCCAAAGAACAAGCAGACCUGACAUUUGGUUCAAUUAAGGACAAUGAUACUCUGUUUACCAUGUGUCUUGUCCCUAUAACUUGCUGGAUUAUAUGUACUGUAAUGAGACAGCUCCUUAAAGAGGGAUUAUCUAUGAUUGAGUGUAAGACAUCCACAUCCAUUUACCUGUUGUACCUAAAGGGUUUAGUAAAGUAUCACGGAAGGGACGCUGCCCAGUCUAUAAGCACAUGUAUACAGAAGCUGUGUGCUUUGGCCAAUGAAGGAGUUUGGGACCAGAGAAUUCUUUUUGAAGAAGCAGAUCUUGAUAGACAUGGACUCUCUGUGUCAGAGCUGGAGUCUGUCUUUUUAAAUGAGAACAUCUUCCACAGGGACAUUGGGAUCCACACCUGCUACAGUUUCAUCCAUCUGAGUGUGCAGGAGUUUUUUGCUGCUCUCUACUAUGUCCUGGGUGAGAAUGCUGUGAGCAAAUUGGUCAACUUACAAAGCAGAAAUGUGAAAGACUUACUGGAGGCAUCAGAACAUCAGCCACAUCUAAACCUAACUGUACGAUUCCUAUUUGGCCUUUCAGGUGAGAAACAAAUUCAGGAGACUCAAAGAACCAUUGGUUGUCCCAUUUCCUUCACAGAAAAACACAUUUUGGAGGAAUGGCUGAAGACCAAUACAUCACACUACCAUAACACAAUACUUUCCUGCCUGUACGAGACACAGGAUGAGGACUAUGUGGAGACAAUGAUGUCUCACUUUCUUAAUGUGAAUUUUAAAUGUGACAUCUUUGGUGACCAGGAGAACACUGAUUUGCGAGCUGUAGCCUACUGCUUGGAGAGAAGUACAACAAAACAUAAGGUCCUCAUUGACAGAUACAGAAUAGGACCACAUGAUCGGAAAGUUCUAUCGAAAGCACUCUCUGAGUGUCACACACUUCGUUUCAGUUACUGCCAGUUUCCCGAUAACAAGAAUGGUGUGUAUCAGGCUGGAUCCAGUUUAUCAGGGAUGUUUACACACUGUCAGAUGGAGGAACUAGAGUUACAGAACUGUUAUCUGACCCCAUCCUGCUGUGAUGAUCUCCGCUCUGUUCUUACUACAAACCAUUCUCUGACUAGACUGGACCUAUCAGCGAAUUAUCUGAAGGACUCUGGAUUAAAACUUGUGUGUGAGGGACUGAGACAUCCAGCCUGUGCCCUCCAGGAGCUCAUGUUGCAGAACUGUGAUCUGACCUCCUCCUUCUGUGAUGACCUCCUCUCUGCUAUUACUACAAACCGCUCUCUGACCAGACUGGACUUGUCACGGAAUGCCCUGGAGGACACUGGAAUAACACGUCUGUGUGAGGGACUGAGACACCCGGCCUGUACCCUGCAGGAUCUUACGUUACAGAACUGUGGUCUGACCUCCUCCUGCUGUGUUGAUCUCCGCACCGUUAUUCCUACACACCGCUCUCUGACCAGACUGGACCUGUCACAGAAUCGUCUUGAAGACUAUGGAAUAAAACUUCUGUGUACGGGACUGAGACAUCCAGCCUGUGCCCUACAGGAUCUUACGUUACGUAGCUGUCUUCUAACCUCCGACUGCUGUGGUUUUCUGCGCUCUACUAUAACUGUAAACCGCUCUCUGACCAGACUGGACCUGUCAAGGAAUUUUCUGCUCGACUCUGGAAUAGAACUUUUGUGUGAGGGACUAAGACAUCCAGCCUGUAUCCUGCAGGAUCUUACGUUACAGUGGUGUGGUCUGACCUCCUCCUGCUGUGAUGAUCUCCGCUCUGUUCUUACUACAAACUGCUCUCUGACCAGACUGGACCUGACAGGGAAUGAUCUGCAGAACUCUGGAAUAAAACUUCUGUGUGAGGGACUGAGACACCCAGCCUGUGCCCUACAGGAUCUUACGUUACAGAGCUGUUAUCUGACCUCCUCCUGCUGUGAUGAUCUCCACUCUGUUAUUACCACACACCGCUCUCUGACCAAACUGGGCCUGUCAGUGAAUGCUCUGGAGGACUCUGGAAUAACACGUCUGUGUGAGGGACUGAGACACCCGGCCUGUGUCCUGCAGGAUCUUAUGUUACAGGGCUGUCGUCUAACCUCCGCCUGCUGUGAUGAUCUCCGUUCUGUUAUUACUACAAACCGCUCUCUGAUCAGACUGGACCUGUCAGACAAUGCUCUGGAGGACUCUGGAAUAAAACUUCUCUGUGAGGGAUUGAGACAUCCAGCCUGUACCCUACAGGAUCUUAUGUUACAGUGGUGUGGUCUGACCUCCUCCUGCUGUGAUGAUCUCCGCUCUGUUAUUACCACAAACCGCUCUCUGACCCGACUGGACCUGACAAAGAACAAGCUGCAGGGCGGUGUAAUAAAUCUUCGGGGGGGGCGGGGGGUGUAAGGUCUCUGCAGCUUCUGGUGUAAGUUUAUGGAGUUACAUCCACUAUAUGUGUUACAUUUUAAACUGUAUUUCUACCUGCACUGAAUGUGAGAUAUGUAUUACCCGUAUCUAUACAUUUGGUUUGUAUAUUGUUCGUGGCAUACUUGUUUAUUCUCCCGAAAUGACCGGGAGGCUCCUCAAAAUCGGAUGGCACACCCGGCCUCCUGGUAGAGUGGUCAAGUCUCCUAGCUGGGCGCUGUCAUUCCAUACAAUUCCCAGCAACACCCCAUGCCACUGUCUGUAUUGGGCAGUCUGGGGGAUUCAAAUGAUGCGAUUUGCACUGAAUUACUUCAUCAUGGCCCCGCCCCCUGUCUCUCAAUUCCGGUAAUCCCGGCAUUGUGUUGCAGGGGACGGGGCCACAGUUAUGCAAUCACGUGUCCACGCCCCAAAGUUCCAACCCUAUGCCGUGUCAUUUACACCACCACACCCCCUGACACCGUGCCACACCCACUCCUGUUCUAACCUGGCUGCCCCCUCCCACAUGGGGCAGCCAGAAUAUCAGCAAGUAUGAGUGGCUAUAUAUGUAGGACCAGAUUAACAAUGGGGCAGAUGGAGGUCUAGGCCUCAACAUUAAAAAAAAAAACCAUCAUUAUGACAAUAUGUAAUCAACUGCCAACAGCUGGCCACACGCCUGUUCAUAAAUCAUAAGUACAAUUGUAUUUCUAUUUUCCUAAUGAAAUGAUGCAACUUUUAUACCUUUGCGUGUUUCGGGAGACUAUGUGGUUGAUAUUGUAGGGGAUGUACACACUCACAUGGCGCUGGCCACACCCACAUAGCACUGGUAACAGGAUUUCCCCUUCUCAAUACAGGCCCUUGAACAUUUUCAGCCUCAAGCUCAUAUGUUGCCUGUAUAUGUGAGCAGGAUCUGUCACCUCACAAAUAUUGUUAUCUACUGUAGCUCUUUUGUAGACAUUACAGCUGGGUCUCUUAUGAGAUAUACUGUAUUUCAAUUUUCCAUAGUUACUGCCAGAAGCAGCUCCUGUUUUGGAUAAGGGGGCUGCCACUGCCGCUACCCAUGCUGCAGAGGAGAGGAGAGGAGAGAGAAGCCCAAGCAGGCAGCCGGCCAGCCGUUUCCCGAUCCCUGUGCAAUGCAUCUGGCAGGUGCCGGGUACAAGCGCAUGCACACAAGCGGCAAUUUGACUGCGCAUGCGCAAAACCUCUAACCUUUCUAUGGGCUGCAUCAGCUGCAACCCAUAGAAGCCAAAUUGAGCUGACUAUCAGGCAGGGAGUGGCUUCCUACUGGAAGCCUGCUCUUUGCUAACCAGGAUUAAACACCUCCAAUGGAACUGCUUGUACUGUGGGUGACUGGCAGGUAGCACUUCCAAUAGAAAGUCACUGCCAGUCACAGAGUAGCCAUUGAGCCAGUGCAGUCACAUAGUGGCUGCAAAUGGCUCAGCUAAGCUCAGUGAAGUGGCAGAUUUUACUGGGGGGCUGCAUAGGUAAAAUCUGCCACUAGUUGCUAUUGUCACUGGGCGUGUUCUGUCUUUCUUUAUCCGUUUAGCAUUGGACAUAUUUAGAAUGUGCUUAUUUCAAUUAGCUACACCAGAGUUUGUACAUUGGGAAAUAGCUGCUCUGUAUAAGGUGUCAGUAGCAGAUUUCCCACUAUCUGCCUUGGGUAUAUAUAUGAGGCGCUGGCAUUUCUAUAAUGGGUGCAGUGUGUGGGGUGCACAUGGGCCCCUGAGUCCAGAGGGGGCCCCCACCGCACACGCUGCAACUAUUUUAAAAAUAUUCACCCCUCCGUAGUCCAGCGCCGGCACCUGCAGCGCUGUUAAAACACUGUGAAAAUGGCUCAGUUGCCAUUUUCAUGGAGUUCUGUGUAUGCGCAGUAGAGAAAUCUCAGGGAAAAUGGCCGCCUCACCAUUUUCCUGGAGAUCUGCACAUGCGCAGUAGAGAAAUCUCUAGUGCUCAGACUCUCAGCACUGCUGGCAGAGAGGAGGAUACCUGAAUGGAGGAGGCUGAACACGGCCUCCUCCUCUCUUAAAGCGCCCCUGACAUGAGGUCCACAUGGAGGCACUCUUCUCUUUAAUUACAUGGAUGUAAUGACACAGGGACAUUUCCCAUCAGACAUCACCCUGUGAUUCUCCUGUAUAGGACUUAGCAGAUCUUUACACCUCUUUUUAUGUUUUUAAUAGUAAAUAUUUUUACAAGUCUGUGAUAAUGCUUCACUAUUUGAUAUUGAUUAACCCUUCAAUGCCUUUAUUUGCUUAACCUGCUCCCCCUUUUUCAUCUCCUUACCUUGUUUUUUUCUUUCUGUGCCCGUGAUUUAAACACAAUAAAAAUGUUGAGGAAAAAAGACAAUGUGAAUGUUGAUCGCUGCCCGC
Messenger RNA from Pseudophryne corroboree (corroboree frog), 5925 nucleotides. RefSeq names its product NACHT, LRR and PYD domains-containing protein 12-like. The record is from RefSeq and is a predicted model, not a curated record. Gene Ontology annotation, cellular component: cytoplasm. The transcript has 13 exons. Lineage: Eukaryota; Metazoa; Chordata; Amphibia; Anura; Myobatrachidae. Bases 107 to 3565 code for a protein of 1152 amino acids. Gene Ontology annotation, molecular function: protein binding.